This is a messenger RNA of Momordica charantia (bitter melon), 1272 nucleotides long. Its product is annotated as ethylene-responsive transcription factor RAP2-1. Gene Ontology annotation, biological process: regulation of DNA-templated transcription. Gene Ontology annotation, molecular function: DNA binding; DNA-binding transcription factor activity. NCBI's taxonomy places the organism in Eukaryota, Viridiplantae, Streptophyta, Magnoliopsida, Cucurbitales, Cucurbitaceae. The record is from RefSeq and is a predicted model, not a curated record.
CCAUUUCCAUUUCCAUUGCGUGGAUGAAAAGCCAUUCCCUCAUCCACCAACGAGCACCGACCUCUCUCUCUCUCUCCCCCCCUAAGAUUAUAUAUUAUUAUUCCAGGCCACUUGUUUUAUGCUAUGCGAAAUAAAAGGAAACAAAUUAUUAAUAUCCAUCCCCCAUCCCUUUUCAAUUUCUCAAUUAUAUAAUUAACUAGUCGAAUUAUGCUCGGUAUAGAAAUUCGCAAACAUCUACCUAAUUAAAUCCGGAUCCCCAUUCCCUAUUCCCCUCACAUGCGUCACACCCGACACCCGGCACCCGGCACCCGGCUAUGUUGGAUUUUGGAUUCUCAUUUAUUUUGGGAGGCCUCAAUCUCAUCCUCCUCCAAACUCUUAAUCUUAUUACUUAUACACUCUAAAUCCUAAAACUAAUUAUGCAAUUUGGGUUCCCCUCUUUUUAAAUUUUUGGACAGACGAUUGAAUUUGUCGGCCAUCUUUCGAGUUGUCUCUUCUCUUCCUUCCUUCACAUCCCGACGACGUGCUGCCCUGCACUGCCCCUGCGCCUCACCGAUUCUCUUCUCUGAUAUAUAUAUAUAUACACAUAGUUGAAGCUUGUUGGUAAUUGGUAUUGAAAAUAAGGGGGCUGUGUUGUUGUUGUUAGCAUGGAAGGAGAGUGGUGCGGCACGAGUUCGGCGGGCGAGAAGCGGAAGCAGCGGCGGCAGGAGAAGCCGUACAGAGGGAUACGGAUGAGGAAGUGGGGGAAGUGGGUGGCCGAAAUCAGAGAACCCAACAAGAGGUCUCGCAUUUGGCUGGGUUCCUACACCACCCCCGUCGCCGCCGCCAGAGCCUACGACACCGCCGUCUUCUACCUCCGUGGCCCCUCCGCCCGCCUCAACUUUCCCGAAUUGAUCUUCCACGACAUGGACGAUCACCACCUCCCCGACGUCUCCCCUUCUUCAAUCCGCAAAAGAGCCAUAGAGGUCGGCGCCAGAGUCGACGCCCACCAAACUUCUCUCUCCCAAUCCAAACCCAUUUCCGACAAGCCCGAUUUGAACCAGUUUCCGCACCCCGAAACCUCAGACGAAGAUUGACGACUCACCACCACUGUUCCAUACAUUCCUCUCUCAAGUCUCAACACAGGGGAUCAUCGGGAUCAUAUACAAAACAAACUAAAUCAAAAUCAAAACGGUUCCCCUCUUCUUGAUUUGCUAUCUGAUAUCGUGAGAUAUAGGCCUCGAAUUUGUAACAGAGAACACAUGUUAAAAGGAUAGUAAAGCUUGUGAUUGAAUC